Molecule: messenger RNA, 6020 nt
Organism: Equus caballus (horse)
Lineage: Eukaryota; Metazoa; Chordata; Mammalia; Perissodactyla; Equidae
Source: RefSeq, a predicted model, not a curated record
CUCCCCUCGCCGCUGCGUCCUCUCCCCCGCCCGCGGCGAGCCUGGGCGCCUGUCCCGCGCUCCCCCGCCCCGGCCGCUGGUUGCAGCGGCGCAGAGGCGGCGGCCUCGUCCGGAGGGUGCGGGGCGCGCUGCUCCUCGUCCUGCUCCCGCUCCUGCCGCUCUCCUUCCUCCCGCUCCUCCUCCUCCUCCUCGCCGUUGCCCAGCUCGGCGAGAGCCGCGAGCGGCAAGAUGGCGGCGCCCAGGCCGCCGCCCGCCCGGCUGUCCGGCGUCAUGGUGCCCGCGCCCAUCCAGGACCUGGAGGCCCUCCGCGCGCUCACGGCGCUCUUCAAAGAGCAGCGGAAUCGAGAAACAGCACCCAGGACUAUCUUCCAAAGAGUUCUGGAUAUCCUAAAGAAAUCUUCUCAUGCUGUGGAGCUGGCCUGCAGAGAUCCAUCCCGAGUGGAACAUCUGGCUUCCAGUCUGCAGUUAAUAACAGAAUGCUUCAGGUGUCUCCGAAAUGCUUGUAUAGAGUGUUCUGUGAACCAGAAUUCAAUCAGGAACUUGGAUACAAUUGGCGUUGCUGUUGAUUUGAUCCUUCUUUUUCGUGAGCUGCGAGUGGAACAGGAAUCCCUGCUGACAGCUUUUCGUUGUGGUCUCCAGUUUUUAGGCAACGUUGCCUCACGGAACGAAGAUUCCCAGUCUAUUGUUUGGGUACAUGCUUUCCCAGAACUCUUUCUGUCUUGCUUAAAUCAUCCAGACAAAAAAAUUGUUGCCUACUCAUCGAUGAUUUUGUUCACAUCCCUUAAUUCUGAAAGAAUGAAAGAAUUGGAAGAAAACCUCAAUAUUGCAAUUGAUGUCAUAGAAGCCCACCAGAAGCACCCUGAAUCAGAAUGGCCGUUCUUGAUCAUUACAGACCAUUUUCUAAAAAGCCCGGAAUUGGUAAAAGCCAUGUAUGCCAAAAUGAGCAAUCAAGAAAGGGUUACAUUGUUAGAUCUUAUAAUAGCCAAAAUAGUGGGGGAUGAGCCAUUGACCAAGGAUGACGUCCCUGUGUUUCUGAGCCAUGCUGAAUUGAUUGCAAGCACUUUUGUGGAUCAGUGCAAGGUUGUGUUAAGAUUGACCUCUGAGCAGCAAGCUGAUGAUGAGGAGGCACUGGCUACAAUUAGGCUUCUCGAUGUCCUGUGUGAAAUGACUGCUAAUACAGAUCUGCUUGGCUAUCUACAGGUUUUUCCUGGCUUGCUGGAAAGGGUGAUUGAUCUUUUACGACUGAUUCAUGUAGCUGGCCGUGAUACCACAAACGUCUUUAGUACCUGUGGUUGCAUAAAAGCAGAAGGUGAUGUCUCAAAUGUGGCCGAGGGGUUUAAGUCUCAUCUCAUUCGUCUGAUUGGAAAUCUGUGUUACAAGAAUAAAGAUAACCAGGACAAGCGGAGACUGACGCAGCUGUUGGUCACUAGGAGAGUGGCCUCAGGAAGACCCUGAGCAGUGGCUCGGGGGUGCUGCCUCUGCAACCCCGUCAUCCUAAACUUCCGGUGCUCCUGCCUGACCUUUGCCUCAGAGUUGUCCACGCUGCUCACCUCCCUCAUCUGCAAAGUGGGUCCCCGGUCUCCCCGGCAGGGCUGCUGGGAGAGUUACCCGACUGACUGCGUGUCAGGCCCAGGCACACACGGGCCGUCCGUGUCCAUGUGUAGUACGGCAGGCUUUCCAGGCCCAGGCACACAUGGGCCAUCCGUGUCCAUGUGUAGUACUGCAGGCUUUCUAGCCAUUUCGAAUUCGUGCAAAAGCCCAGAAACACCAGUUUUACUUUUAUGAAAUUACAUGUUCAUAGCUUGAGUUAUACCCAUGUUCGUGUUGUACAUCAUUAUUUCUGAUUCAAAACAUUAGCUUCAAAGUACUGAUCUUGAAAAACUGAAGUUUCCUGCAGAAUAUUAUACUAAUUUCAGGGUUGCUUUUGAUGUGUUAUUGUGCCAGUCCACAACCUUGGAAAUUCUUGGUUAGUGCAAUGUUUCAUGCUCUGACAAUUAUCUUUAAGAUGUUGUUUUUAGGUUGCCAGGUGUUAAUUUAAACACACACUGGUCUGUGUGCUUGCGCGUGCACGCAUGCCUACACACUCAAAACAGAGUGCCAGGAGCUGUAAUUUAAAGUGGAAUUGAUAGAGCAGUAUGUAAUGUUUUAUAUUUAGGGCAAGCUCCUGAUGUACAGCUUCAUGUGACAUCUCGUUUUUUAAAAGCCUAAGGCAUCAGUAAUCUUUAUAGCAAGAAUUCUGGUGCUGUGUUAUGCAUUCCAGGCUUACCUUCUAUUCUGCCCGGUAAAUAUAUGGCUUUUAUGGACUUAUAAAUCAUGACAGUAGGAUUCAUACAUAUCCAAAAAAGAAGAGAUUUAAAUCUUUACCGAGUUACCAAGAUUUAAUGUAAUUUAGACAUUAUUCUUGCUUAGAAGUAACAUUCUUAUCUAAAGGCAGUAUAUUUCAUAUCUUUGAAGGUAACUUUAAAAACAUAUUGCCAGAGAAACAAAUAUUUAUUAAGAGUGUACUGUGUGCCAAGCAUUAUGCUAAGUGCUGGAGAGAAGGAUGUGAAAGAGAUGGUCCUGGCCCUUAAGUAACUCAAAGCCUAGGGAAAGAUGCUAAAAAGUAAUAGGUUAGGUGCUAUCGGAAAGCUGUGAUUUUAUGAUAGAGGUAAGAAGGAGUACUGUGUGGCGGGGGACGGAGUGGGGCAGGGCGAGAACUCCCCACUCUUCACAUGGCUCUGAAACCUGAAGGAAAGGCUUCCAGAGGGGGUUGACGCUGCGCGAACUUUCAGGAUGAGUAGUAUUUAACAAUGUCGUCAGCAGAGGCCAGGUUCACCUAACUGUCUAUAAAUUUGUCCUCCUCCUUUCCUCCCUUGCUUCCUAAAGCUCUAGUUUUGGGGGGAGCUGGGAGCUAAGGAAACCAAAAGAGUAUACAGAACAGUUGGUGGUGUCCGUGGCUUGCUUCUCUUUCUCUCUCUCAUUUACAUACAGCAAAAUGUGCAGAUUUUUAAUGAAUGGUUCUAUAACUUUUGACAAAUGUAUACACCUGUGUAACUGUCGCCCCAGUCGAGAUAUAUAGAACAUUUUCAUCACCUCAGAAAGUUCCAGCAUGUUGAGGCUGGCUUUUUUCUGCCAGUGCAGCACUGUGCACGGGAAUAAUGGCCCUAAGUAAGGAAUGAGGAACCAGGUAGAAUCUUGGAUGGCCGCCUUUUCCUGUGGUGGAGACAGACAUCCAUAGUCCUUUGUUUAGACUUCCCUGGAACAGUCACCCAUGUCCUGGUGGUCCUGGCUCAUGCUGUGGCCUGGGUCAGGGUCCUUAAAGGAGUGAGUCUUUCCCGUCUACAGAUGACAUUCCUGAACCCUCAUCAUGUGCUUUUAGUCAGGUUUCCUGCAGGCCAGAUGCCUCUGUGAUGUCUUCAUUGACAUAGACUACUCUUGUGGUCUAUCAAGCGUAUGUGGGAUUUAUUCAGGUAACAGGGAUUAUUGUUCUACAUUAUUCUCUUUAGCUUACCGAGCAUUUAUUGAGUGUCCACCAUGUGCCAGACUCUCUAUUAAGCUCUGGGGUUCAAAACUUGAGUCAGAUGCAAUCCCUUAUUCUCGAGUAGCUUCUGAUCUACUGUGGGAUGCGGGUGGUUAAGCAGAGAGCUACAGUGUGGUUGAGCAGAGCUGGGAAGGGGAGGAGGCACUAAGGCUUCUCUCGAGACUUAGGGUCUCAGCAGGAGCUUCCUGGGAACAACAGCAAGAAUAGUUGUCACUUACUGAGCGCCUGCCAGGUGCUGGCGCGGCUCUAAGUGCUUACCUGUUAACUCGUUUAAUCCUCUUAAUGUUAUUUUCCCCAUUUUGUAUAUGAGGAAACUGAGCAGCAGAGAAGUUAAGUGCCCAAGACCAUACAGCUGUUAAAUGACACGAGCAAGGAAUAAACUUUAUUUUCAGCCACUUGGGGAUUUCUUCCAAGUUGUUUGUUACUGCAGCGUAAACUAGCCUGUCCUAACUGAUAAGGUCAUCGGUGUGAGAGUGAUUGGAGAAGAGCCAGGUAUAUGCUGGCUACCCAAGUCUGGAGUGGGAGGAGGUAGAGGUCCGAGCAGCGGUGUGGUGGUAAGACGAGAAGUAAGGGGACAGAUUUGAGACAGAGAAUCUGAGCAAGAUAGGAACACACAAGAGGACAUUUUUCUUUUGGGGGGCCUGUUAUACCUGAUUAUUGUUAUCCUUUUGGGAAAGAAGUUAGCUUUUCAUUGUGCUUUAUAAUUUCAAGGACUACCUCUGUAUUUUAGUGUAUUUAUAUUGGGGAUUUUGAGCAGAGAUUAAAAUACCAUCUAAAAUACUACGAGACUAUAAACUCCAUACUUUUUUGCUGCUAGCACAGUAUAUUGCCCAAGGGGAGUGCUCUGUGCAUUUUUAGGGAUGAACAAAUGAAUACUCUUAAAUAUAAUUAUUUUUUUACCGUUAAACUUCUCUAAGCUCUUAUUUAAUACUACGUGUGCUUAUUUUUCAUUUCCCUCUAAUCUUUCUAGGAAGACUAGGGGCAAAAAUUAUAAUUGAUAAAAUUGUAAUACAGUAUAAUAGAUAUAAAUUCCCUUAAAAAGAUGAAAAUUAAACGUAAUGUAGUUUUGUAAUACAUUUAUGCUAGAAAUUAGCUAUUUUCCUUUUUUUGAAACUUCUGAAUCCAGUGAAUAGAACAUUUUAUACAAUCCUUUGCUCUUUAUUUUUUUAUCGUACACCUCUUCCCUGCUUUUGUCUAGUCAUUAUUAGUAAUUACAUAAAAAUCUGUUUUAAGCUACACCCCAGGGAAUAGCAAGAGUUAGUUGCUUGUCUAAAUGGUCUUUAAUUAAAGUCAAACAAAAAUUAGGCUAUCGUGAUGGAAAUAUUUUUAAAAUGUUGGCUAAAACAGAAGAGGCUGAUUUAAGUGCAAUCAAGUUGAAACUAUUUGUACUUAAAUGGAUUAAAGUAUAAUCUGGCUUUUUUAAAAAACCACAUCUGUCUGGGAUGUCGUAGGUGUGGUCCUAAUUUUAAGCAGAUGAAUGGACCAGAUAAGCCUUUAAGAGUCUUCUGACUUCCAGGUUUUUCUGAUUUUUAAAAAACUUUUUAUUUAAAAAUAGGUUUUGACUUCACUGUAUGGUUUAAGUGAGCUGAACAACAAAAAUUCAUCAUGAAAGAUAAUAUUAUGCUCAUAAUAAUUAAAAAGUGAAAGGCUUGAAAUUCUAGGUAGAAAGUGAAUCAGUCUUUUCCGUCUGUGCUGGCUCUCGUCCUGCUCUUUCUGAGGCUGCUGCAUGGUAAUUGUUCCUCCUUUCAUGUCUCCCCCAUGAAUCCAUCUUUCUCUCUUGCCGGGCGGGUACCUGAGCUUACUUUCCUGUGUGUGUGCAUGGCCUAGCAGUGGGCUGACCCAGGGUAGACACUCAGAUACUCGUGAAUGCUUCCCCCUGCUAGAGGGAAGGGAUGGCUGUUUCUUGUUCAUCUUUGUAAUAAGGAAAGAUAACACAUAAAGUAGAUUAUUUCGGUCAGAAGUAAAUAACAGUAGAAUUCUUUCGACUGUUGUAUUUUCUUUGCUUAAUAUUGCUGAUUAUACAGACAUAAAUACAUACAUACACAUAUACACUUUGAAUGUGACAUCUUUGAAUGUGUCUCUACAGUAUACUUAUUCUUUAAAUAAAAUAGUAUUCUCACCCUGAUUGGCUCAAUUCUUAUUAAACGUGCACUCUUGAACUUGUUGGGCCUUCCUAGAUAACCCUCAGACUUGGUCUGAUCAAGACUCUUCCUUAUAGUUGCUCUCAAGCUGGCUGAAGAAAAGCUGGGCCAGGUGUGUAUUUUAAGGAUACAGUGAGAACUUUUCUCCCCUCCACUGUUCCAGUGCCCAGAGCAGCACCAGUCAUGGAGUAGGCUCUCCCUGCAAACUUACUGUGUGAGUAAGUGUUUGUAAGGAGUCUUGAAGGGCAUGAGAUAUCCUUUACCACCUUUUCCUCCCCCAGUUCCAGGCUCCCCUUGCUUCUUAAAUUCUUUUCUUUUCCUUUUUUUUUGAGGAAGAUUAGCCCUGAGCUAACUGCUGC